GACCUAUCUUCUAAAAUAUAGUUUGAACUUAGUUAUCGUGUCAAAAAGGCGAAAUUCGGGCAAAUAGAUUGUCUACAAGUUUAAAUAAAAUCUCAAAUAUGGGGUAAUUGCCCUAGUAUCCUUAAUGAUAAGUGAUCCGAAAUAACAUGAAAAGCUGGUGCCCCUUUUGUCAAGAAUGGGCACAUUUAGGUUCAAUUUCACCUGAUAUUUCCCUAUUCUGCAAGCCAAUGGACAUGUGCACCAAACUCGAACAGGAAAGAAGAAGAAAAAAAUAGCAAGUAGUUUGAUACCAUCACAUUAUAGAAUGGCAUGAGGUACAUCUGUUUGGUGAAGACUUAAGGAGAUGAGCAAAAGAUACUUGCCCAUCCUUGUAAAUAACCAAUUCUGCAGCGAGCUGCUUCGUCUAGCCGAACAAGUUACCUCCAGUCGGUCGGUGUGCAAGGCUGCAAGCAUCGGCUACUCACUAUUCUAAUGCAUGCGCUGCUACCUAAACCAAAGAUUUAAACAUGAGCAAGAGCAGAGCAUACCUGCAAGGCUAAAACCGCAUCUUCCUCCUCAUAAAUCUUCAGCCACAAGGGCCAUAUCAGGUGAGAUGGGAUGAAUCGCUUGCUUGCAAGAAACAUGCAUGGCUAGCUAGCGAUCGAUCAGUGUAUAUAUAUAAAGGUGUCCAUUUGUUUCCGGCAGUCCCAUGAUGGACAAGAAGCGGUGCUGAUUAAUCCGUCGCCAUGGAUUCAGAGCUCUCGAUAGCGUUCUUCUUGUUGAUAGUUUUUGCAGCGUGUUGUUGCUCUUCUUCGGGUACCCACCAUGACCCCUCGGUCGUUGGGUACUCGCAGGAGGACAUCGCGCUGCCGAGCGGGAUUCAUGAUCUCUUCAGCUCGUGGUCGGUGAAGCACAGCAAGGUCUACGUGACCCCGAAGGAGAAGGUGCGGAGGUACGAGGUGUUCCGGCAGAACCUGAAGCACAUCGUGGAGACCAACAGGAGGAACGGGAGCUACUGGCUGGGCCUGAACCAGUUCGCCGACGUCGCCCACGACGAGUUCAAGGCCGGCUACCUUGGGCUGAGCACCGGCGGGCGGCCGCACGCUCCGACGACGGCGUUCCGGUACGAGGCCGCCGUGGACCUGCCCUGGGAGGUGGACUGGAGGAAGAAGGGGGCCGUGACGCCGGUCAAGAACCAGGGAAAAUGCGGAAGCUGCUGGGCCUUCUCGACUGUGGCGGCGGUGGAAGGGAUAAACCAGAUCGUGACGGGCAGGCUGGAGUCGCUGUCGGAGCAGGAGCUGAUGGACUGCGACAGCACCUUCGAUCACGGCUGCGGAGGGGGCCUCAUGGACUUCGCCUACGCCUACAUAGUGGGCAACCAGGGGAUCCACACCGACGGCGACUACCCCUACCUCAUGGAGGAGGGCGACUGCAAGGAGAAGCAGCCCCACUCCAAGGUCGUCACCAUCAGCGGCUACGAGGACGUGCCGGAGAACAGCGAGGUGAGCCUGCUGAAGGCGCUGGCGCACCAGCCCGUCAGCGUGGGCAUCGCUGUGGGGAGCAGAGACUUCCAGUUCUACAAAGGGGGGGUGUUUGAAGGAACGUGUGGCACUCAGCUGGACCAUGCGCUGACGGCCGUCGGAUACGGCUCAUCCAACGGCCAGGACUACAUCAUCAUGAAGAACUCGUGGGGCGGGGGCUGGGGCGAGCAAGGGUAUAUCAGGAUCAAGAGGGGCACUGGGAGGCCCGAGGGCGUCUGCGACAUCUACAAGAUUGCCUCUUACCCUAUCAAGAACAACAGAACGGGUUGGGGGUGGGGGGCCUGAUUUUGUCGACGGCAUAAAUGUCACUGAAACUCAUUGUUCGUUCAUUGCAAGUGCUAGCACGUGGAUGCAACAUCGCCUUUCUUUUUGUUGAACACGAAGCAACAGCAGUCAAACAAGUUAGGCGGUCUGUAAAAUAUUUGGCUCCGGUGAGAAAAUCUGGUUGUUCGACGGCAAUUCA
Messenger RNA from Triticum aestivum (bread wheat), 1983 nucleotides. RefSeq names its product cysteine protease XCP1. The transcript has 4 exons. Gene Ontology annotation, molecular function: cysteine-type peptidase activity. Bases 726 to 1805 code for a protein of 359 amino acids. NCBI's taxonomy places the organism in Eukaryota, Viridiplantae, Streptophyta, Magnoliopsida, Poales, Poaceae. Gene Ontology annotation, biological process: proteolysis. The record is from RefSeq and is a predicted model, not a curated record.